GGUUCACCACCUUCAUCCUCCUCCUCCUCCUCCUCCUCCUCCAUCCUCUCCCUCUGCAUAUCCUUAAAUAAAAAGGAACAAAACCCAAAACAGCCAUAUAUCCAUCCAUCCCAUUCCCCGAACUAUGUCUAACGUUAUCGCACCCUUUCAGCUCUUGGAGCUAAAUAUUAUCUCUGCUCAGGAUUUGGCUCCUGUUUGUCGUCACAUGAAAGCUUACGCCGUCGCUUGGGUUCAUCAAACUCGUAAACUCAAUACUCGGGUUGAUGCCGUCGGUCAAAACAAUCCAACCUGGAAUGAUAAGUUCGUGUUCAGGGUUGAUGAUCAGUUCCUCUACACCGAUACCUCUGCUGUCAUGAUCGAGAUAUAUGCUCUUCAUUGGUUCCGUGAUAUACAUGUCGGGACCGUUCGUGUUCUUGUGGGCAAUCUCGUUCCUCCCCAUGCACGUCCUCAGUUUCACCAGCCACCGCCGGGAAUGAGGUUUUUGGCGCUCCAGGUUCGACGAGCCUCCGGUCGGCCCCAAGGGAUCUUGAACGUGGGAGUGGCUUUGCUAAAUAGUUCAAUGAGGAGCAUGCCGAUAUAUACCCAGAUGAGUUCUUCUGCCGUCGGGUAUAGAGAUCUUAUGGGCGAGGUGGAUCCCUAUCACCACCACCACCACAACAAAACUGGGUCUAAUAAGACCCCUGCGCAAUCAAUUUCCUCAAAGCCUGAGCUGCGGCGCACAAAGAGCGACACCAGUUCGUUGCUGGCCUCUGAUCUGAGGCUCAGAAUGGUAAGAAGCGGGAGCAGUUCGGUUAGCAGCAAAGGCGGGUCCAUGGUCAACGGGUUAGAAAUUGAGAUUUCAUCGAUAAUGAAGAAAACUGCCGGGAAGAAAAAGACAACGGAGGAGACAAAGGUAAACGAAGAGACAACAAAGGCAACAGUGAUAGAGAACAAAGUAAUCACCAGUCCUAAAGGUAGCUCUAUACUCAGCGCUUCAGAAAGCGUACCACCAAGUUCAAAAGAAAAAGUGGAUUCGGCAACAUCCGAAUCAGAAUUUGCCGGAGAUCCACCGCCGAGAACCCCCAAGAGGGGUAAACAAGAGAAAAAAAUACAUGAUUCUUUCGAGUCUGAUGUUCUCAACCCAUCAGGUAAAGCAACACCUCUUUUGCUGAUCGACGGGUUUGGUGGCGGUGACCCGCGCAAGUCGCCCAUCGUCGACGGGUUUGGUGGUGGUGGUGAGCCGCGCAAGACCCCUAAAUCGAUUAAGCCUCCAAAGGUGAAACCCUAUUCGAAUAACAAGGAAUACGAUGCAGCUAUGUCCCCAUAUCCGUUUUCCAAAACCCACCAAUACGAGACCCUGAAGAGAAUAAACAUGGAAAUGGGAACGCCGAUGAGAUCCAACAUAAAGAGCACUCCCAGAAGAUCAAACUUAAAAAGUACCCCGAGACGGUCCAAUGUAAAGAGCACACCAAGGAGAUCCAACACCAAUUUCCUCCUCACCCCUAUGAAAUCUAACCUUGAUUUUGGGACCCCCAUGAGAUCCAACUUGGCAGGAAGACCCAUACUCACCGAAUCCGAACUGGGUCCGUCUCCGUCCGAGGUGGCAGCCCAAUUGGCCAAAGAAAGAGCCGCCCGAGCGGCCCUUUACGAUGUCGAGAGCUCCAUCAUCAGCGAGUGGAGCUACGACGACUCCAGCGUAGAGGGUCUCCGCUCCAAGUUGGAAAGAUGGCGUACCGAGCUCCCACCCUUGUACGACCUGGGCGAAUUCUCGAGCUACCAAACGAGCGAGACCGAAGCUUUCACCGGUACAAGCGGCGGCGGAGGUGCAACCGGCAUGCGCAGCAUCAAACACAUGAAAGCAAAGGUAGAGAAGAAUCACAGCAAGAAAGGAUCAGGAGGUGGGCUGUUCUCGUGCUUCAGCAACAUAUGCGGGUUGGAAUGCUCGAUCGUAUGCGGAUCAGACGAGGGAGCGAGUGCGAAAAAGAGAACAAGUAGCAAGCGCAGGACUCCCGCAUUGAAUAAUUUGAGCUCGGUGUGAUUAGGUGAAUGAAAGAGGUAGAGGCGGGAUUUUGAUAAUUAAAUUUGCUGUAAAUUAUUUUUAUUAUUUGGCGACGAUGAUGGAUUGAUUUCAAACAAUCCCAUUUUAGCCCAAAACGACACCGCACAAGCCCAUAAAACUU
This is a messenger RNA of Carica papaya (papaya), 2159 nucleotides long. Its product is annotated as Calcium-dependent lipid-binding (CaLB domain) family protein. Lineage: Eukaryota; Viridiplantae; Streptophyta; Magnoliopsida; Brassicales; Caricaceae. The record is from RefSeq and is a predicted model, not a curated record. Gene Ontology annotation, biological process: defense response.